This is a messenger RNA of Spirodela intermedia, 4281 nucleotides long. The record is from the annotation of a GenBank genome assembly. NCBI's taxonomy places the organism in Eukaryota, Viridiplantae, Streptophyta, Magnoliopsida, Alismatales, Araceae.
AUGGGAGACGAACCAUCGUCAAGUAUUGCUCCUAGGAAGGUAUACUCUCUCUUUCUCUCCCCCCCUCCCCUCCCACUUGUCUCAUAACCACCCCAGACAAAAUUUAGCCUCUUUAUACUGCCAUUUAUGUAUGUGUUUACAGUUUGCUACCAGAAUUUAUUAUUACUUUUUUUUUGCAGAUGAAAUUUACUCCAAAGAUCCCUCCCCGAAAGCCAUCCAAAACUCCAGUGCCUAAACCGUAUCUCACUCUACUUGGCUUCAUGCAAACUUUUUUCGCUGUAGUUUGUGAUUUGUGCUAACAUCUCUUCACAUUAUUUUUACAGAGAAGAAACUGCAUCUGAGUUCGGGGAUAUAAUGGAUCACAGUUUAUUGAGGCUUGUGAAGGUACUUCAUGUCGUGGUCAUUAGGGUUUCUUUUUGAUGGUCAUGAUUGUGCAGUUGUCCUGUUAAUGUCCUUUACUAUUCUGUUCUUGCUCAUAACGAAUUGGUACUGUGGAUCAGCAAGCUGAGCUCGGUUCAGGAAGAAGGUCAUCUAUGGCUGAAAGAAAGGGUUAGUUCCAUGAAUUUAAAUACUACUUUCUGUGCCGCACAAGUCAGAGCCAUGAUGGCUAUUGCUCUGAGCCGCACUUCUAAUUAUUCGCUUACCUUCUGAAGAUCCUAUUACCUCAAAGAACUUUCAAACUGCAUUUACCAUCUCUUAAUUUUCCUCACGAAUAUCUAUAAUAAUGCCAUAAGUGGACAUUUUUUCUUUCUAUUUUAGCCCCCGUCCAUUUCUAAACAAAAGAAUGAGAAGGUUUUGUGCUUUUAUGACUCAAUAAUUUGAUGAACGGGAGAUUCAAAGUCAAAACAAAAGAUUGGGUUACUUGGUUUUACCUCUCUGAAAGCCACUGGAAUUAUGGAUUGCACAUCUUGCUCACGUGGGCAUAUAGGUGCCCACAAACUAUAUACCUUUUCCUGUUAACGAACAGAAUGUUUUGUUUCCUUUUCUUUACAGAAAAUAAUGUACCCUUAUGUUAAAAAACGUGUUCUAGUGAUGUGGGACUUGUGAUGCGGUUUCCUCUAAUCCAAAAUUGAGCCUGUCUCUUGCCUGACUUGCUGGGCAUGAUAGAUGAAUAGUGAGAGGGAGAGAGUGCGUGAGGUGAAGAGGCGGGAAAAGGAGAAUAGAUUUGGGUGUUUGGAACAUAAAUGUAACCGUAGAAAUUGGGAUGGCAACUAAAUCAAAUUAGCGCAAGUUAGGCUUUUUUAGUCUACCUGAAUAUUAAUCAAUCUCAAGCAUGAUUAACUCGGUUAUUUUUAAUGGAGGAACUAAUAUUUAUAUGUAGUUUGUUUAUAGAAAAAAUAAGGGCUUAUCUAUGAUUCAAAUGAUUCGUGGGAUGGCAAAAUUAAAGAACAAAAACAAAGGUUUACUGACGAUAUAUGACUAUUCCUUCAUACUCCUUCAUGUUUUUUACAUCAGUGUUUAAUAGGUCAUUCAUAUCUUAGUUUUGGUACUGUACACAGUCUUACUGCGUGUGGUGAAUUGUAUUCUAUAGUUAUCCUGUUUAAACAUUCUCAAUAACAGUUCUUUUUUAAAUACAUUAAAUGACCAUAUAUGAAACUUUUAUUAUUUAUGUUAUCAUUAUAUAUCCCUUAUUUUUAUCGUUAUAAUUAUUUUUUUUACAUUUUAUCUUUUUUAUUUGCUCAUAAUUCAGUACCUACCACAUUCAAGCUAAUUGAAUACUGGUGUGAUAAAUUACUCGAACUGUCUUGCCAUUCCAUAGAGGAUGUAGUUGGGAGUUUUGCUGCAAAAGAUCCUGUGGCAUAAUCUUGCUAAAUCAUAAUUUAAAUAUCUGCUUCUGUUAAAUGUACCCAGAUGAUCUACUCGCCUUAUUUCUCUUGCUUAUUAUUUAUGCAAUAUGAAUGACAUAACAUGAAGAGGCUUUCAUUAUGAAUUCAGUUUAGCUAUUAUAACAGUUGAAUUCAAUGCUGUUGCAUAGAGGCUUUUAGCAGUUGAAUUCUAUUGCAAACAGUUUAUCUAUUGUAAUUUUAUAGUCUUUGCUGGAAUCCAUCUCUUCUGUCAACGGCCCAAGAAACUUAGUUACAUAUUCAUAAUGAGUUUGUGCCAGAUCUUCCUGGUAGUUAACUGAGAAGACCAAUUUCAUGAUUUUGAAGGACGAUCUUAUGCAAAUUGACAAGGACCUGUGCCUUCCCCUCUGAUGAAUAGACAUAUUUACAUCUUCGAAUGUUAAUGGGUUUGAAGGAUAAGGUGAACUGUGAAUACCGUAUGGAUAGUCAACGAUAUUUCAGUGCACUUCAUUUCUCGGAAAAAAGUAGUCAUGAGUUUGUAGGGUGGCCUUCUCCCAUGUGAUUGAAGUGCGCCAGUGGCACAUCCACGGUAUUGUUUAUCGGAAUAUGUCGGUUGUUGGCUCCUUGAUGAAUGUUUAAUAAGACAUCCACGUGUACGAACUAGUUUCACCUUCACUCAUUCAGUCAUGUUUCGAAAAAUGCAAUAAAAUAGUGUGGCAGAUUUUGUAUCAACACGUCGUCAGAGGACGUUUAGUGGUCAAUCUGAGUUACAAGUUAUUUCGUGUCACUGAGUCAAAGAAUUUCAAGAGAAUCUAUGGCGAGAACUGACCUCGGUCCAUUGCCUUUAUUAGAUGCUCCAGUCAAACAAAUCUACUGGCAAAGAGUGCUUGUUUGUUUUUCUUAGCCAGGUGUUCCUAUUCUUCUUAUAUUUAUCAGCCUAAAUGUAGUUUGAUAUUAUUUUUUUGAUCUUUAAUUAAUUUUUUCUUUCAGCUGCCUCAAUGGAAGUAACGUUUGGGCAUACAGAGAGGAGAAGUUCUGCACGGUCCUUUGGUAUCCCAAGAACUGGAAAUAAAUCCCAAGGUCGGACCCCUUUAUUCCUUAUUUUUCUUUCCCUCCCUAAUUUUUUAGCUUUUGGUUGAAUCACCUACUGAUUUCUUUGAAUUUGAAUGGCUUUUCCGCAGAUGAUGGCAAUAUAUCAGCAGCAAUACAAGAGAAGAGAGAUUACGUUGACCCUUGGGUUCGUUACAGAGCAUACAUGUCUGCCGCAUUCCCCUCCUCCUCAAUCUCUCUGCUUUACUGAUUUGUCUCGUCGGCACAUUCUAGGAUUACUGCUCUUACUAUCCUGUGACACUUCCCCUGAGGAGACCACACGCGGGGAAUCCAGGUCAGUUUGAAUGAGCAUUUGAGUGAGCCGUUCGGCAGCCAUUUGACAUAGAUUAUUUUUCAGAGCUUCUGGAUGAAGAGGAGUCUGGGGAGGCCUCUUCAACAAGCAUAGAAGAGUAUGAUGAGAGGAAAGUAGAUACGGCAAAAGAGUUAGCACUGGUGGUCCGCGCUCUAACCUCAACCACCAUUAGUAAUGCAUGCAGUCUUUGAUGCGAGCUCUCUGUCGUGGAUGGCAGGAUGGCAAUGCAGAUGGGCGGAUGUUCUUUUUCCAAUUGCCUGUGGCUCUACCACUGGGGAGAAGACCUGAAACUACCACCAAAGGCAAAGAAACUGGUGGCAAGAUGGCUGGAGUCUCAGGGAAUUGCUGCAGUUUAGAUGAUCUACCAGCUGGGUUUGUGGGGAAAAUGCUGGUCUACAAGAGCGGCGUCGUCAAGAUGAAACUUGGAGAUGCCAUCUUUGAUGUAAGCGCUCUCCUCUCCUCCAGCAAGCAUCUUUUCUUCGAGGUUAAAUCGUUCUCAUUUUAUAAUAUAAAGUCAAUAACAGAGUCAAUGGCCAGGUGCUCAGGAGAAAAGCCUGGAAAAUGGGUCACCCUUGUUGGAUGCCAUUAGGGUUUUGGAGAGUGGGGUCGGGGGUAUAAAAGGAGAAGAGGGACAUGAGGUCGUCACUGUUGUGGGUUUCAAUGGUGGUUGGAGCCCAGUGAAAGUAAGGGGGGUAUGGGGGGCUGCUGGGGAUUGGGUGAAGGGGUAGCAGUCUAAUGGGAAAACUGUGUUCAGUUUGAGCAGAGAGCUACCCUAAAAUGUGUGAACGGGCUUGUGAACCAGGGCUGUCCUAUGCCUAAACCUAGCCCAAUACGUCAACCCUAUUCAAAGCUCUGAACUUGUUGGAUGAUCUGAGGCAACCGGUCUGAUGCUUCUGAUGGGUUCCAAUCUACUAAAAGAAGAUGGACUUCGACUGUCUGCAGGUUUCACCGGGUUCAGAUUGCAUGUUUGCCCAGGAUGUGACGGCGAUCAACACCAAACAGAAGCACUGCUGUGCACUGGGGGAGCUGAACAAGCGCGUGGUUGUGAGACCCAACGUUGAUUACCUCCUUAAUUCUGUGAUACAACUGGAUUAG